AUUUGUUUAUCCACCACUCUUGUGUGCCUGCAAUUUUUUUUUUUAAUUUCCUUUUGGUAAAUUACUCAAAUCACCGAGUGUAAAGUUGAGCGUUUAAGUGAGUAUAGAAUCGUUUGAGCGCGCCGAUAAGCUCCAGCUGCUUUAUAAUACACUCAACGUGUUGACCUGGCCUUUCUUCGGCUAGGAAUUGUGUGGCAUUGGCGACAGGGUUAAUUCAGUUAAUAUUCUCACGUCAAACGGUUCAGAUCGACAUUCGCGCGAUACGCAAGUAGCAACAUAAAUGUGCAUUCUCGGUUGUUGGCCAGCAGCUGCUUGUUGUAGACACACGUUCGGUUUUCUUUUGGUUUGCUUGCACUGCUGACAACGGAUAUUCAGAAGAAGAAGAAGAACUCGUCGCUCUUUUGCAUGCCAAACAAACGCGCUGUCGUUGUCAUCGUCGUUGCUAGUUAGCGUUUAGUACUUUUCGUGUGUUGAGUGUGUCGUUAAAGUUUAUAUACAUUGCUUCCGCUUAAAGGGAAAAGAAAGUUAACAAAACCUUAAAACAGGAAGUUGUUAACUAUUAAUAAAAACGCUAAAUAAAAAAUUAUUUCAAUAAAAAGGUAAAAGAACUCAAAAACUAAUAGUUAAAGUGCAUACGUUUUUGAAAAUAAAAAUUUAUAAUUAAACAAAAACUAAAUUAAAAAAAAAAUUAAUAAAAAAAUAAUAAUAAUAAAAACUCGCAGUUGAAAUGAAGAAGGGAGAAAUUAUCAACAAAAUGUGCUGACAAAAACGCUAAAAUAAAAACCAAACAACCAACAUUUGUUAUAUCUUUUGUUGUUUCUAACUACUUACAAACCAAAACGUCGUUACGACACACUGCUUUUUAAUAAAAAUAAUUUAUUUAAUUUAAUUUACUGUUACAUUAAAUACACAAAUUGUGUGCAAAUUUAUCUACUGAACCAAAGUUAAUUUAUCCAACGGCAAAAAAAAAAAAAAAUAAACUCAAAAAUUACAAAAACAUGGGUUUAUCAGAAAAUCAAGCCAACAGUUAUAUGCCCACCAGCACAGGACCUGGCGGUCAAGUGGUGGUCGUGGACUGCCCAAAUCAUCGUAUUUCCAACAAAAAGCUACAUAUAUUGAAGAAGAUUAAAAAACGCUUUGGUUUAGUUCGCCGCUCGCCAUCCUCCUGUCCUGGUCCCAACAACCUGCCACCGCUUCAGUUUCACACCGUACAUGGCGACAACAUACGAAUAUCACGCGACGGUACCUUAGCACGCCGAUUCGAAAGUUUCUGCCGUGCAAUCACCUUCUCUGCGCGUCCCGUGCGCAUCAACGAGCGCAUAUGUGUACGUUUCACAGAAAUCUCCAACAAUUGGAAUGGCGGUAUACGCUUCGGUUUCACCAGCAACGAUCCGGCCACACUGGAGGGUGCGCUGCCCAAGUAUGCGUGUCCGGAUUUAACGAAUCGGCCAGGCUUCUGGGCAAAGGCACUACACGAACAGUAUUGCGAAAAGGAUAAUAUACUAUAUUAUUAUGUUAAUUCGGCUGGUGAUGUUAUUUAUGGCAUUAACAAUGUAGAGAAAGGUGUCAUACUAAGCGGCAUUGACACGCGCGGCUUGCUUUGGACUUUGGUGGAUAUCUAUGGCAAUUGCACAGCAAUUGAGUUCUUGGAUGCGCGUGUCUAUAUGUAUCAGCAGAGCGGUAAUGGCUUGGUGGCUGCGGGAGUUGCAUUGCCAGCCGGUAAUAGUGCUGUUAUUAGUGCUAACGCCACGUUGCCUGGUCCACAGAUACCGCUCAAUUCGCAUCAUCCACAUCAGCAAUCGCGUUGCUCACUGCCCGCCGUUGAGCAGGAUUUGGAUCGCCAUGUGUUGCCGUCAAUGCAGUCGUUGAAUAUUUCAAUGGAACAAAUGCCAUACGCGCAAGACAUGGCUAACGGGUUGCCGCCGUUGCGUUACAAUGGCAAUGGUCGCCUGAUACCCGUGCCCUUUCAUAUCACCAAAGGUCGCAAUGUACGCCUCUCUUUGGAUCGCUUCAUUGCAUCUCGCACCGAAAACGAUUUCUGCCAAGGUUAUGUAUUCACAGCGCGCCCCAUACGCAUUGGCGAAAAGGUGAUUGUGCAAAUACUCAAAACCGAACAAAUGUAUUUGGGCGCACUGGCGCUCGGUCUUACCUCAUGCAAUCCGGCCGCCUUGCAACCCUCCGACCUGCCCAACGACUCGGAUUUUCUACUCGAUCGUCCCGAAUACUGGGUGGUGAGCAAAGAUAUUGCUUCACAACCACAACGCGGCGAUGAAAUCGCCUUUUUUGUCGCGCCCAACGGUGAGGUAACGAUUAGCAAAAACAACGGUCCUGCUGUGGUUGUUAUGCAUGUCGAUCAAUCACUGCAGCUUUGGGCUUUCCUUGAUGUCUACGGUUCCACACAGUCGGUGCGCAUGUUCCGCCAACAGCUGCCCAACAUGGUCAACUAUCCGCAACAACCACUCUCAGCCGCACCGUCAACUCAACGUUUGUCCCAACAACAUGCCGCCAUGUCAAUUGCCGAAUCUAUGAACAGUCUGAAUAGUCAAAUGUCUGAGUCGCGUAAAAUGUUACACACUUCGGCGCUCACAGUUGCGUCGCACAACACCAUGAACAGUUCCGCUGCGAACCUGGCAGCGCAAGCUCAUUGUAAUGUACCUGCGGCAGCAACGGUGUCCACCGUAACGCCGGUCAGUAACACCAACGGCAACACAACCGCAACAGCGACAGGUCAUAUGAUCAGUAUGCCAUCGAGCGGUGAUCUCAUACAGAUACAGCCCAAUGGUGGCGGUACUGUAUUGGUUGUGAAUUUACCUCCUGCGAAUUCCACGCAUGAACUCAGCAACGUGAGUGCUAGCAGUAAUGGCGUGAGUGCGACGAGGCAACCUACGUCAGGCGUACUCUCCGGCGCUUGUUCGUCGACCAUGAGCAACAAUCAAUUUGUUGAGCCCGUCACUUCAGUAAAUGGCUGCAACUCAACACAGGAAAUGAACAAAUGGAAGGACACCGUCGAUCACAGUGGCAAUGGCAGCGCUGGUGCUGAAUGUACGAUUUGCUACGAAAAUCAAAUCGAUUCGGUGCUCUAUAUGUGCGGACAUAUGUGCAUGUGUUAUGACUGCGCAAUCGAGCAAUGGCGUGGUGUUGGUGGUGGCCAAUGUCCACUAUGUCGGGCGGUCAUACGUGAUGUUAUACGCACAUAUACCACAUGAACGCCGGGAUACCAUUGAACAAAAGCUGCGGCAAAUGGAAUUUAGAGAACAUACUAAAGCCAAAUGUAGAGUUAGCCGAUUUCGUUUACCUGAAGUUGGUGUUGCCAAACAAUGAGCGUUCGAUUAAUGUAUGAUAAUGUAAAGGUUGAAAUGAGAAAGAGAUUAUGAGAGAAUGAAAACGUAAUUCCUACUUUAGCGAAAAUGUCUCCUAACAUAGCAUAACGUAUACCAAAAGCAAAAAAGAAAAACAAAUAAAUAUCAAUUAAGCCGUCAUGUGCUUACAAUAGAGCACACAAAUUCGUCGUUACUCGCUGUCAAAGACAAAUGCGCUGCAUGUUAGUAAGCUGACUUGGAGCAAAUAUUUGCCUUGUGCUGAACAACAUGCGAAUUUCUUAGAAGACUACUAGCGCGCAACUUGUAGGCGUGCCAAAGAAAUGCAUUUUUAAGAAAGCAAAAUUCAAGAGAAGCAAUGUCCAAAAAAAAAAACAAGAAGUUUAAAAUACUUCAGCACUAAUGAUUAAAAACCAACUUAACUGUACUAACAAAUGAUUUAAAAUAGAUACUUAAAUAUAUUAUUAUUAGAAAUCAAAACGCAGACUAGACUACUUUAAGUUAAUAAAAACCGCAAAGUUAUAAAAUAAUAAUAAUAUAUAUAUAUAGAAACCAGCAUUUACUCUACAAACAAAAAAAAAAAAAAUAAACAAAGAAAUCUAGAUUUUAUAUUUAGAAUUUAUACGGUUAACGGUUAUAAAUUGAGCUAAAAAAAAAUGCGCAUUGCAACGUGAAACGACAAAGACAGCAACUAAAUGUCGUUUGGUAUUAAAAGAAACAUUCGAAUUAAAAGCUAAAUUAACGUAAUUGUAAAUUGAAAUUGGUUUAAAUGCAAUUCUUAAUGAAAGUAAAAUAAUUAACAAGCAUUAAACAAAACAAUAUUCUAAAUUUGUGAUUUUAUAAGGAAAAGUAUAAAAUUAAAGCAGAAAAGAACAAUUUAAGCGACCUUCACGGGCGUCGAACCAAAUUGUAAUGUAGUUAUUUAAAGUAGUAAUUAUUGUAAAAGUUGUUAUAAAAAAAAUUUGUGCGCGUUGAAGAAUGAAAAAAACAAAAACGAAAAUUAUUACAAAAAUUGAGCAAAUUGUUUUCGCUUAAAUUUAAAGUGAUUAAUUUGAAGGCUGAUUGUAGGUAUAUUAAAAAGUUUAACUUAGAAAUGUACGUAAUAUUUUACUUUUAAUUUUUUCAAAAGAAAUUACAUUAAACUGCUGUUUUAUUGAAAUGACACAUAAUUAUUGUCGAAUUUUAUAGUUUUAGUUUGACUGAAUGCUUGUGUUUUCUUUUAAUAUUUUAUACGAACACUGCCUUUCAUGAUUUGUGAAGAAGAAACAAUUUUUGUCUAAUGAAUUCAUCUCAACGAAUGCUGCAACCUUUUAUGUUUGACUAAUUUUUUAAAAACAAAUCAGCCUUAUUACUUUCGAAUGAAUUAAUCGCAUACCAAAACACUUUACUUGUUUCUUGCUUAACUUGCACAUAAAUACAUGCAAUAAAUCGGUGUUAAAUUCCUAGUUACAAAGUUGAAAUGCUCAACUUUAAUCGAUUGAUAUGAAAUGUUCACGUUUCAUUUUUAUGCAUGCCGUAAUUUAAUUGUUUUUCUAUUUUUUUUU
Molecule: messenger RNA, 4861 nt
Organism: Ceratitis capitata (Mediterranean fruit fly)
Lineage: Eukaryota; Metazoa; Arthropoda; Insecta; Diptera; Tephritidae
Gene: neur
Product: protein neuralized
Exons: 3
Coding region: 999-3206 (735 amino acids)
Molecular function (GO): ubiquitin protein ligase activity
Source: RefSeq, a predicted model, not a curated record